This is a messenger RNA of Staurois parvus, 810 nucleotides long. The record is from the annotation of a GenBank genome assembly. Lineage: Eukaryota; Metazoa; Chordata; Amphibia; Anura; Ranidae.
AUGUCUAAGCGACACUGGUGUUAUGGUGUCUUUAUUUGUAUUGCAGGUGGUGCAGCUGUUUUAGUACUUGCUAUUGCUAUUGGUGUUGGUGUGUAUAUCCAUCAGUUCUGUGGAACACAGACUUCAAACUCCAGAUCAGCACUUCAGAUUUUCCAGGAUGAGUUUAAAAGACUCCAAGAAGAUUUUCCUGAACAGAGUCAGAAUUUGUGGUUAAGAAGUGGAAAAAUGAUGACAAAUCAUCUGAACAAAUCUCAUCCCGAUGAACCCGCUACUAUCAUCCUCACUGCAGCCCAAGAUGCCAAACACACUUUACUAUGUUUAGCUAGUGGUCUAGCACAAACCUAUGCUUUUGCCCUCAAUUCCAGUUGGUUGGUGAUCCAUGGUCCAUCUCAAGCCAAAUAUGAUGACAGCACUGCCAAACUUAAUAUAGAUGAAAAACUAAGUUCAGGAUUUGAGUCUAGGCAUCGUGCCGCAGUUUUAAACCAUCUAGAAACCUUGCCUCCUGGCUCCUUGCUCAUCCUUUACAAGUACUGUGAUCAUGAAAAUGCUGCUUACAAGAAAGUGGCACUUGUGUUCACUAUAUUACUCGAGGAUUCAUCACUAGAGCCAGACACUCCUCUUCCAGAGUUGGAAGAAAAAGUCCGAGACUUUCUGUGGAAGCAGUUUAUUCACUCUGGCACCAGUAGAUCACAUCAGGAGAUGGAUAGUGAUAAGCUGGGUGGGGUGUGGAGCCGUAUUUCUCACCUUGUUCUCCCUGUAUUUCCAGUUGAAAGAAUAGAGGCUGGAAACUGUCCUUUCGAUCUUGAAUGA